AUGUCGACGAAUGACUAUGUAUUUCCGUCUGACAUAUUCUUGCUCAAAGGAAAGAUCUUUCAUGAUUUUCUUGAGACUACUUUUAGCACUGAACUAAAAGAACUUGCUCGUUUACAAGGUUUCUCAUCUGCUGGUUCUCUUCUUUAUUCUAAACGAAAUAUCCUCGACUUUCUUCUGAUCGAAUCUAACGAUCCAAAUCUCAAUCAUCUGAAACAAUUAGCCGCUUUUCGUGGCAGCAACGGAGCCUGGAUGGUCAAAGUCGGCAUUCAGUAUGAUGUAGACUGCCUCAUGUCAAAUCUUCGUCGCGUUGAGCAUCAAGAACGGAAAGCUUCUUCUGAUGGUUCGAUUUUAGUAUCAAGUACUAUCCUCUCGCGUUUCCCAUGGUUAGAAUCGCUUAUUACGUUUUGUCAAAGCUCAAUGUUCGUGAAUGAUCGGAAUGACUUAACGUUUCUAUCAGUAUUCGUCGAAAAUAUGGCAAAUAAUCUAACGAAAUCACCUUAUCAUAAUCGGUACGCGCGAGUUAUUGAAGAAUUUGCAUUCGUUCUAUAUGUCUUCGGUGGUCGACAAGCAUAUGAAUUUGUUCGGAUCAAUCUUCCAGGAAGUCUACCUUCUAUGUCCACGCUAUCAAAACUUUUCAAUGAAAAUAAAGAACAGCUUAGAGAAGGUGAAUUUCGCUUCGACUCAAUGAAGAAUCAUUUGGAAUCAAUGAACGUCAAGUACGCAUUUGCCUCGGAAGAUUGUACUGGAGUUGUACAAAAGGUAUCCUAUGAUCGUGAAUCCAAUUCGUUCAUUGGCUUUACUCUUCCACUUCAUCAUAGUGGUUUUCCACAAUCAUCAGCAUUCCAUAUUGAGACGUUCUCUGAUCUUGAGGCGACCUUUAGAAAUGAAAAACUAUCAUCUCUACUGAAUAUACACGCAAUACAACCUAUUACUCGCCACGGUCAAGAUUCUUCGCCUUUCUUCCUUUCUGCCUAUGGAACAGACAACAAAUUUGACUCAUAUCAUCUAAUCAAUCGGUGGCUAAAAAUUUUCGACGAAUCUCUCAAACGUGGUGUUCGAAUCAUUGGUUUUUCUACAGAUUGUGACGCACGGUAUUUACGCACAAUGCGUAUAAUGACAAAUUUUUUCGCUUCGCUUCCAUAUUUCGAUUUUCGUGAACGUGCCGAUGUUUUCAAAGUUAAUCUACCUGUUGAAUGGAACUGGUUUUAUCUUGAUUCAACGCAACUAUUUUUGGUUAUUCCGGAUCCCAUUCAUCUAGCAACGAAAAUCCGCAAUAGAAUGCUUUCUUCUACAACGACUUUACUAAUGGGAAAUCAACUCGUAUCUACUGAUGUGUUACAACAGAUUCUAUCAUCAUCUUCUAAAUUAUUUCACGGCUUAGUAUCUUCCGACUUAAAUCCGCGAGAUCAUCAGAAUUAUGCAUCUUGUUUCAGAAUGACCCGUGACGAAAUUUUUCAAGCAUUUGAACAUAUUCACAAUUCAAACGCAACUGCCAUAUAUGUCAAACUACUCCGUUGUAUUAUUGAUGCAUAUAUCGAGAAAUCAACGUCCUUAUUGGAUAGAAUUUUUCACGCUUGGACAAGCGUAUUUCUCUCACGUUUAUGGUUGUUAUGGAUCGAAACAAUGGGUAAAAGGAAAUUGGACAAAAUACUUGUCGAAUUAACAAAGAACUCGAACGACGACUAUCUUUCUACAAAAAGAAGUGUUCAGCAAUAUUUUCUAACAUCGCAAGCCGUAUACUCCAUCGAAUUGAAUGCACAUUCAUUGAUCUAUUUGGUAUUAUUAGUAAUCGAAGGCAAAUUACCGGAGGAGGUAUUAGGAAUCGAUCGUUUUCAUUCGCAAACUUGCGAAGCUAUCUUUCGCUCUGCUCGAGCGUUGUCAUCCAAUUCUUCAUCCGGUAUGAAUUUUACGACUUCACAGUUUCUGAAUCUGAUCGAAAAAUUAUCAUUGUUACAAAAGAUUAAACAUCAACAUGAACAAACAACGUUUCCUGUAUUGCGGUUUCCAGUUCAUCAUAAAAACAAAUAUUCUUAUCCAUCGUCUGCGCAGAGCACUGCUUUAAAACUGCCUACACAAGCGGAAAUCGAGCAAACGGUUAUUCACGCAUUCGAAAAAGCGGCAAGUUAUCUUGAACAAGUUGGCAUAAUGAACGACUUAAAAAAAAAUCAAUUGAACGGUAUGAUUAACCUUAAUAAUCGUGCUCGAACACUAUUUGAAGAUCAAGGAAUACUCGAUCAUUUUUCUCAAGAAACCAGCGAUGACGAGAAUGACUCCACAGUACAUGCAUCGGAAACUUCUCAAGAAAAUGAUGAUUUCGAUCCGGUACCAUACCAUAUUGAUUCUGAUAGUUCAGAACUAACUUUUCAAACAGUACGUGUAUGUGAUCAUGUCCCACCCCAUUUAUUAUCAUCAUAUUUCAAAGUACAUAUCGGCAACAAUAAUAAGUUUAUUCACAAGUCUACUGCAAGUUGGGUUUUAACCGAGCAAAAUCAAAAACUGUCCGCCGACCGAACACGACGAGUAACAGAAGCAAAAUAA
This is a messenger RNA of Adineta ricciae, 2538 nucleotides long. Lineage: Eukaryota; Metazoa; Rotifera; Eurotatoria; Adinetida; Adinetidae. The record is from the annotation of a GenBank genome assembly.